Messenger RNA from Mycetomoellerius zeteki, 1626 nucleotides. RefSeq lists its product as uncharacterized. Gene Ontology annotation, biological process: nervous system development. Bases 1 to 1626 code for a protein of 541 amino acids. Gene Ontology annotation, molecular function: signaling receptor activity. The transcript is spliced from 10 exons. Gene Ontology annotation, cellular component: signaling receptor complex; external side of plasma membrane. The record is from RefSeq and is a predicted model, not a curated record. NCBI's taxonomy places the organism in Eukaryota, Metazoa, Arthropoda, Insecta, Hymenoptera, Formicidae.
AUGGAGCCACCGUCCUCUACGUCAGACAUCGAUAAGAUACAACAGCCGGUGAAAUUGAUCUUAUCCAGCACGUGCCAUCAUGCUUAUACGUCCUGCAAAAACGAUCCGGAAUGCAAAAAUCUGCUGGAACCUGUUCUGAACCACUGCGACUCGACGACGUGCGCGAGAAACGAGUGCAUGGAGGCGUUGCAGCAUUUCUACAAGACCGCCAAUGACAAGCAUUCCGUGGAAAUUGCCUUCUGCCUUUGCAGGAAAACGGACAACAAAAAGGACGAGUGCAUAGUGGCGCAAGAGAAAAUGCAUCCAACUUGCGCGCAACGCAUAGAUGGCGCCGAAAUGCCAACGUGUCACAGUCUAGCCGAGACUUGCAAAGAGAACAGGAGUUGUAGACUUAGACUAGAAUAUUAUGAACAGAGUUGCGCGGUCGACAGCAUGACGAAGAAAUGCGCCGGACGAACCUCCGAGUGCAGAAAAGCGAUGCUGGGCAUCCUGGGUACUGAACUUCAUACUAAUUGCGCUUGUAAGGGUACCGAGCUUAACCAGCUAUACGGCUGUCUGGGUUGGCAGCGGCUUCUCUGGGUGAAUCCUUGCGUAGUGGAGUCGCAGAAGGAUUACCACGCGCGUAGAAAGCACCAUCAUUCGCGAACGACAACAGCGAAGACAACGACGGCGGCCGUCGCAUCAACGACGAGGUCACCGGCGAGCACGACGGCGACCACCGCAGUCGAACAAGUGGAAGAUAAUCAAAUACCGAAAGUGACGAGGUGGCCGACCACCGAACCCACGGAAACUUGGGAAAUCACAACGAUCACUAUAAGCACCACUCCGAGCACCACCACAACCACCACGCCGACACCACGCUUCUGCGUGGUUCAAAGGUCGAAUACACAUAGUCAGCAAUACAUAAGGGAAGGCAAGGGCAAAAGGCUUUAUCGUGAAGACGAGCCCGAAUGCUCAGAACUGUGUGUCUGUGCUGAGGGUGAGCAACUCGUUUGCAACACUUUGUGCGUCGAAACGUUACCUUGUAAGACGGAUUUCGCUUUCUACAAUCAUGAAGCGCCAGCCUACCAAGCGCAUCGAGGUCCUUGCCUUUGUUAUAGCGGCGGCUUUAUAUGCAUGCGGCCUUCGCCCGACACAUACAGUAUACCGCACGGGGUUUUCAUGUUCCUGGGAUACAGCGAGAAAGACGAGACCUUAUUGAAGCAGUACAACAAUGUGACCGUGCUGGACGCGGUGUCAUCUCUCGAUAAUUUCAUGAGAAAGGAAGUCAAUAAUCAGACAGUAUGCACACUCUUCUUGUACAACGCGACUCGAGAAAACGUGAUUGCAGUGGCACGACUCGGGACCGACAAUCCACCCUUAAAUAGCAGCCAGGCUCAAAGUCUGCAACACCUGCUACGCGUCAAGGAGGAGUGCGCAUCGAUGAUGCAAGAUCUCAGCGACAAGAUCAACAAUAAGCAUCACGAGGUACGCACGCAUCCGCUACUCUCGAUCUUCAAAAUGGCCGAGGUUGAGGUGAAGAUGCCGUACAGCAACGAAGCGGCGAUUUCCAGGUCGUCGUCGGUGCUCCUUGUUGUUCUGUUUGCAAUCAGCUUCUUUGGGUCAACUUGCUCCUUUGGUUCGUGA